AAAAAUCUAGACUGACAGUCAACAACCACCGUCCAACACACCCAAUCCAACCGCCCAUCAAUCGCCAGCACCGCCGCUGUCGCCUUGGGAAAAGAUGCCGAAAAGAAAGGUUGCCGCGCUCGAAAAGGUCGAGGCUGACCUGGUCAGUUUGCAGUACAAGAUCCGCAGAGAUCCCAGAUCUUAUGCGCAGGAAUUCUACGACCAAUGGCUCGCCUACGACGCCCAGCGCCAGAUUUUCGUCUCCUCUCCCGCCACGGCUUCUAGUGAGGACGUCAAGAAGUUCCACGACUUGGUCGAUCUUGUCGCGCACGUCGCGAACCUCUACCCCGAGAUUACCGCCCCAUUUCCGGAUCAUCUGAAGGAGUUGCUCAACCAGCACCAUGCCGUUCUCGACAAGGAGCUCAGGGAGAAGAUUGUGGGCAGCUUGGUGCUGCUGAAGAGGAAGGAUGUGAUCGACUCGACGAGCCUGCUGACGACGCUAUUUCCUAUUUUGAUCAAUACACCAAGCAAGACGCUCCGAUCUCUACUGUACACCAAGAUUAUCAGCGAUUUGAGGGAGGCAAACAACAAGACCACGAAUCACAAGUUGAACCGGACGAUUCAGACGGUGCUACACAAUUUGGUCACGUCUGACAGGACUUCGACCAAGGGAAUGUGGGCUUGCCGUAUCACGAGGGAAUUGUGGAGAAGACAGGUCUGGAACGAUGCGCGACCGGUCGAUGUCAUGAAGGAGGCCUGCUUGAGCGACAAUGAGAAGGUUGUGGUGGGUGGUGUGAGAUUCUUUCUGGGCGGUGACAAGGAGAGAGAGGAGGCGUUGGAAGAUGAUGCCAGUGAUGAUGAUCUUGAUCUUAAGAAGGUCAAGCAUCAGGGGACGAUCAACAAGAAGACCAAGAAGAGGUCGAAGCAGUAUGAGAAGGCGAUCGAAAAGAUCAAGAAGCAAGAAAAGAAGAAGCAUGCGCCACAUCCCCUCAACUUCUCGGCGCUCCAUCUUAUCCACGACCCUCAGGGCUUCGCCGAGAAGCUCUUCCAGAAGCACCUCCAGAACACCAAGAACAAGUUCUCUCUCGAGAACAAGCUUCUUGUCCUCCAGCUUGUGACCCGUUUGGUCGGUCUGCACAAGCUGACCAUCAUCUCGCUCUACUCCUGGUUCGUCAAGUACCUGUCACCCAAACAGGCCAACGUCACCUCUUUCCUGGCUUCCCUGGCCCAGGCAACACACAACCUCGUCCCACCCGAUGUCAUUGAGCCAUUGAUUGUGAAGAUCGCCAACGAGUUUGUCUCGGAAGCUUCAGCAGUUGAGGUGUGCGCGGCAGGUAUCAAUUCCAUCAGGGAGGUGGCCAUGCGCCAGCCGCUGUGCAUGAACGAGACCCUCCUCCAGGAUCUGGUCAUGUACCAAAAGAGCAAGGAUAAGGGUGUUGUUAUGGCUGCCAAGGGUCUGCAGUCACUCUACAGAGAGGUCUACCCCGAGUUGCUGCAAAAGAAGUUCCGCGGCAAGCAAGCCACCAUGGGCUUGAGAUCAGGCGAGAUCAAGCUGCGCAGGUUCGGCGAGGAAGAAGAGGGCGGUAUCGAGGGUCUGGAGUUGUUGGCUCGGUACAAGGAGGAGCAAAAGAAGAAGAAGGCCGCCGAAGAGGCAGAGGAGGAUGAGAACGGCGGGAAGAAGGCGAAGAAGGACGACGAUGAGGAGGAUGACGGGUUCAACUCUGACGAGUGGGAGAUUGGUUCUACGGACAGCGAAUCCUCUGGCGGGUGGAUCGACGUCAGCAGUGACGAGGAAGAUGACGGGCCUGCCAAGAAGAAGGCGAGGAAGAGCAAGGGCGGUGAUGAUGACGAUGACGAUGAGGCGCCCGACCUUGUGGAAAAAGAAGACCCGGCGGCUGAGGCGGAAAGGAUAACGAAGCUUGCCACGACGACCAUUUUGACGCCGGCUGAUUUGGCCAAGCUGCAGGAACUUCGUCGGGAGGCCAAGCUUGACAAGAUGCUGGGCACGACGCAGUCCAAGCGCAAGAAGGAGCUUAUCGAGAAGCACAUUGAGGACGGGGUUACAGCUGAGGAUAUCGAGCUUCCGGCUAUGUUGGGCAAGAAGUCGACCAAGGAGGAGAGGGUGGCUCUGGCGAGAGAUGGCAAGCCAGGCAGGGAGGAACACAAGUCUACUCAGGCCAUCAGGAAGAGCAAGAAGGAGGCCGAGGGCAAGAGCACGACCAACAAGGAGAAGGCGAGGAAGAAGAAUUUCUUGAUGACGAUUGGCAAGGCAAGGGCCAAGAACAAGAGGAGUUUGGUCGAGACGAAGAAGGCGUUGACGAAUCACAUUGCCAAGAGCAAGCAGGGCGGGAGAAGAAGGAACGGUGUUUAAUCAUUUUGGAUGUGUCUACCUAGCUGUGUUUACGAAGGGUGUGUGUGGGUUGGAAAAUAAACAUCAAGCAUGUUAUUGCACCUUUUAUAUCACAAAAUUCUUCUCGCAUCAUGA
This is a messenger RNA of Podospora pseudocomata, 2464 nucleotides long. RefSeq names its product Severe Depolymerization of Actin (gene SDA1). Gene Ontology annotation, cellular component: nucleolus. Gene Ontology annotation, biological process: ribosomal large subunit biogenesis; ribosomal large subunit export from nucleus. The record is from RefSeq and is a predicted model, not a curated record. The coding region runs from base 95 to 2350 and encodes 751 amino acids. The transcript is spliced from 3 exons. Lineage: Eukaryota; Fungi; Ascomycota; Sordariomycetes; Sordariales; Podosporaceae.